Molecule: messenger RNA, 5357 nt
Organism: Spodoptera frugiperda (fall armyworm)
Lineage: Eukaryota; Metazoa; Arthropoda; Insecta; Lepidoptera; Noctuidae
Product: slit homolog 1 protein
Exons: 11
Coding region: 544-1989 (481 amino acids)
Molecular function (GO): protein binding
Source: RefSeq, a predicted model, not a curated record
GAUCCAACACUUCCUCGCACAACGACUCGCCACUAAACGGAGGUGGCCUAUCAAAUGAUAAUAGCAUAUCAUCAAACGAAGGGGCCUGGACAGCCGUGCGACGUUCUGCGCAGAUAAAUUUGACAUUCGAAAAGAAAAAAAAACUUGAAACUCUUUGUGUGAAAACGUAUUCCGCGAUCCGAGAGUGCAUUUCGCUAUAAAAUAUAAUGGUUGAUUUUUCCGCUGUUCCACGUAAAAGUGCUUUUAGAGGGAACAUUACGUAAUGUUGUACGGAGGGAUAUGAUAGGUGCAAGUGAUAGAAACUGCUUGACAGUGAUACUGGGCGUAUACAGUGAAUUUUUAACUGAUAUUUCUGUGUGGGCAGUGUGUUUUAGUGUUAUUGGAAAGAAACUGUGACAGUUUUUGGACGUUUGGAAGAAGGGACGGGCCACGGACGACUCCGGUGAACAUGACCUAGUGCCCCAUGACAUCGGCACACCCCUCGCCCCCACACCAUAAUUGCUCGCCGACCUGACACGCACACAGACACACAAUUUAUAAAGAAUGUUGCCGCGUUGGUUGCUGGUGUGCUGCGUGGUGCUGUGCGCUCGGCCGGCGCACCCGCAGGGCGCGCAGCAGUGCCCCGCGCCCAACACCAUCACACCCUGCAGCUGUACCGUCAAGAAGAACGGCCUCGACAUACUCUGCGAGUUCACUGAACAACAACAUAUACAGAAGGCAAUGAAUACACUCCGUUCCAAGCCUAUGAUAAUCUUCUACCUGAAGCUACGACAUAACAACUUGGCAAAGCUGCCUUCCUAUAUAUUCCUGGGGCUGGACAUCCGUCACCUGACCGUGCACAACAGCAGCCUGGCUGUCAUAGAAGACUCUUCAUUGAGUUCUAUCGGUAACAAGUUAACACAACUUGACGUGUCUCAGAACAGCCUGGCAACGAUACCAACCUCCUCGUUCACGCAUCUCAACCAUCUGCUUAUACUCAAUAUGAACCAUAAUAAGGUGACUGCUGUGCACAAUAGGGCAUUCAUGGGCUUGGAUACAUUGGAGAUUCUAACUCUGUAUGAGAAUCGGAUAUCUGUAGUGGACGGCGAGGCUUUCAAAGGACUCGAGAAAAAGCUGAAAAGGCUAAACCUUGGCGGCAACGAUUUGACAGCGGUGCCACAGAAAGCGCUCGCUCUUUUAGAAAAUUUGAAAAAGCUUGAAAUGCAAGAGAAUCGCAUUGCUACCAUUACCGAAGGAGAUUUUGCAGGUCUACGCAGUCUAGAUUCCCUAGGCUUGGCUCACAACCAGCUCCGCGAAGUACCCGCCCAGGUAUUCUCGCAUUUGACGUUCCUCAACUCAUUGGAGCUGGAAGGCAAUUUGAUCCAAAGGAUUGAUGAAAAAGCCUUUGCUGGUCUUGAAGAGAACCUGCAGUACCUUCGUUUGGGAGACAAUCGUCUGCAUGAGAUACCUUCGGAAGCCCUUCGUCCCCUGCACCGUCUCCGACACCUGGACCUUCGUUCUAACAACAUCACCUACAUUAGUGAGGAUGCCUUCACUGGCUACGGAGACUCCAUCACCUUCCUCAACCUGCAGAAAAAUAUGAUCCACCAACUGCCGACUAUGGGCUUCGACAACCUGAAUUCCCUGGAGACUCUGAAUCUACAGAACAACAAGCUGCAACAUAUUCCCGAGGAAAUUAUGGAGCCGAUCUUAGAUACGCUUCGAGUUGUUGAUAUUAUGGAUAACCCACUGAUUUGCGACUGUGAGUUGGCGUGGUACGAGGCCUGGCUCGCAGGCCUUCGAGACAGAGACGACGAAAUGAUGCAGAAGAAGAGGACUGUCUGCACGAUGGUGAACGAGCACCGUGAGUACAGCGUCGCCAAGAUGCCGCUUGAGAAGAUGAACUGUAAACGAAAACCAGCGUACGGACGCACGUCUGCGGCGCCCGUCCGCGCUGACGUCUGCUUCGCGACUAAAGUCCUCUUUGUCGUCGCAGCCAGGUGGCUCUAGAAUAAUCAUAAACAUACAUUUUUAAUGAGUUAACCCUAAUUUAAUUUUCGCGAAGGGUCACCCUCGGGCCAGCUGUGGCCGGAUGGCUCGACGCGUGUCUCUUCGCAGCGUUCGUAUUUUCCGUUCAAAACUUGUAACGUGAUGAAUUUGUGCAAUAAACUACGAUACAUAUCAAUUUUGGGCUGAUAAACAAAAUUAGUAAUAUAUUAUGGAGCGGUAGCUUGGUAAGUGAAGAUGGACGUUUUUCAAGGAUGGUAAGUUAGUGGUACAGUAUUUUUACAUUGUAGUAAAACCUCUUACGGUAUGCCUUACUAAUAGUAAUGUACCAGAAUGUAGGAAACUACACGUAACACCAGGCAUCUCUAGCUAGUAGGUAUCACUGAAGGUGUGUUUCAUAUCUUUAUGGUCGUAGCAUGCCCUUAGCAUGAAGAAAACUUAAAUAAAAAUAUAAAAUUUCAAAAUGAAUGUGAUUUCACAAUGAGCUAGAACUUUUACACAAUCUUUAGCAAUGAACGUUUUCAUUUUAAAUUUUACAAUUCCCUAUGAAUUUGAAGGAAAAUUUUAAUAUUUUUUAUCGUUUACCCCUGCCUUACGAUGUAACCUAUUAGUAAGCUUUUAUGUAUUUACAAUGUUGACUAUUACGAUAUUAAUAUUCUAUGAUACGUGUAAGAGGGCUCGAGGUACGAGUAUUGUACCUCACGGUACGUGUAUUUACCUCUAAUUAUAUAGCCACACAAUGAUUGUCUGUUGGUCUACUCAAUACAUGUACGCUGUGUAUCGUUUACAGGCUUGUGUUCGCUUUGGAGAUGGUACGAAUAUGUAAUCUUCAUCAUUAUAUUACGUAGUUAGAGCCCAUAAAAUAAAUGUUCUAUUUGAUGUAGAAUUUAGUAUUAAUUAGAUAAAUAAGUGUUAGAUGAGAUUCGAUUUAAAUCAACGCUGUUUAUAGUUUGAGAAUUUGUAGCAUUUAACCGAUCCGGUUUGGUUCGUAGUAUUAGUAUUAUUUUUAAUGUUUUAUUUUAUAAGUUCUAUUUUAAUAAGUUAUAUUUAUUUUUUGACUUAGAAGUUUAAGUUUUUACGUGUAAAGACAUAGUUUCUUUUUUAAUUUUAAUAGAUUUUAUGUUCAGUUAAUACUCGAUGUUAAAGUUUAACAUUAGUCUAGUGGAGUAAUAAAUGUGACUUUGAACAUAUUUCCUUUGCUUUGUAGUCACCUUACCUAGCACCAAAAUGAAAGAGGGAAUACUGUUCUGAGCCCUGUGAUCAAUAUAAAAUAUAUGACGUGUAUUUAAAUCAUUAUCAAGUGAUAAAAUUGUAACCAAAAACAUAUCCUUUAGUCUGAAUUACUAAUUAUAAGAGUGUUUAUGAUAUACAAUGUUUAAAAAUCGAAUAUAUUUGUAGUAGAAGGCGUGGACCUAAACUAUUAAUGAACAAAAGUUUGACACACUACAAGAAUACGAAAUAUGCUAUAUCUACACAUAGAUGGCGUUAUUACAAAAUACAUUUGGAGAUUCCUAUUUCUAGCAGAUUAGAGUCGAGUUUCGUAUUUUUGUAGUUGGGACGGAAAGUUGAAUCGUGUUUUGAAACUAUUUUGCGAACGAAAAUAUGAAGUUAAACCCGUUUGCAAUAUAAAGUAACGCAUGGUACACUUCAGAAUGUAUUGGUUCAAGCAACAAAUUCUUUAAGUAAACUGGAUAUUGGUGAAGAAAAUAACAUAAAAACAAAGAUCGAUGUGAUAAUAUCCAGGGGUUUGCGAUGUCUAUGGAUGACCAAAUAUUUAAGUUCUCCCACAGGUUAUGAAAUAUUUUGACUCAUACCCUUCGUGUUUUUAAUCGUUAAGUGUUUAAAAUGUGUUAAUGAUGUAAGGCGCGAGAUUGGGUACUCUUGUACACAAUUUACAUGUAAUUGACACAUUUUGAUAGAAAUCAAUAAUAUUGGUGUUGUUACGUAGUGUUGAUGUUGAAGCUUCAAUGUUUAUGUCAUACACUAUUCACACAUAUAGCGGUUCGUGCACUUUAUAUACAAAUAUAGCACUUAUCUACUCGUAUUUAUGGAUCAGAGUCGAAGGAACCUGACUAUAUUUAAGGAAUUUCAUGAACCGUCUCAUGUUUAAUCGGUAUAUUAUAAAUUUUUGAUGUUAUAAAUGUCGUGUUGCACUGUUUUCAAAUAUUCUAUUGUCUUUACGCUUAUUCUAUGAUCCGACGCAAGUUAAAUGUUAAGCUUAAUUCAUACUUUGGAUCAAUUUUAUGGAAACCUUUUAAAUUAUUUCAAUACAAAUCAAAUCGAUGAUACUAAAUUGUGUCACAGGAAUUUAGCACUUAAUGUUAUUGACACUUAAAAAUCUCUUGUGAUUUUUAUCAGUGCAGUAAACUAUGUUUGCAAUAUCUAUGAAAAUCGUGCACAUAUAAUAAGAAAGGCAAAUAAAAUUGUUCCAAAGUAAUAUUUAUAUUAUAUACUAUACUUUAAUCGUAUUAUUCUAAAUCUAAAUACUCGCUAUAAUUUUGAUGUUCUUCAUAAUUAUAAUUAUUGUUAAAUUAGCAUCUAAAUUAAUUGAAAUCGUAUAUCGUCUGGAAAUUAUUCACUGGGGAAUAUAUUAUUAUGUUUUUCGGCUUACUGACGUAAUUAUUUGACGAGUAAUAGCGCGAUAGUCACGGAAAGCUGCUCAUGAAUAUGAGUCUCUUGCAUGACUUGAAAUUAGUCGAGUUCCUCGUCAAACAAUUACGUAAGUAAGCCGAAAAACAUAAUAAUUAUUUUAGUAUGUAUCACGAAAGUUAUAAUAUAAACACUUGGAAAUUACUUAAAAGUUUACUAUGACUCUGUCAUAUAUUUAAAAUAAUUAUAUUCACAAUAUUAUAAUGGAUUUAAAUAAAAAAAGAACCAGCAUAAGACAUAUCGUGGAAGUGGGGGCGAAAUAUACAAUUUGGGCACCACUAACCUUGCAUAUCAAUAGGUAUAUAGAGUUAAGUCAAUGUAAUUUUUUAAUAUAUAUAUCCACUGUUACAUAUAUUAUGUGUGUUGUUUAUAUAAACGUAUAUUCAUUGUUAAUAUUUCACUGUUGUAUGGAUGAAUAUCGCUUGUACUAUACCUAUGUACCUUAGUAUGUAAGUUCAAUUUAAUAUUGAUAUUAAAACUGUUGGUAUUUUGUUCAGCAAUAAUAUAACCGAUAUAUAUGAAUACUCAUAUAUCUGUUACCAGUAAGAUACGUUGUUAAAUUCCAUGUUACCCCAGUCUAUACCUUGUCGUUGAUAGUCACAUUUAUUAUUUAAAUAAAAUUAAAUAUAAAUGGAAUGGUAGAUAAUUUAAAUCUAAUAUUGAAAAUUUGCUGUAAAGGUGUAUUUAUUUAAUUUCGGUUUAAAUAAAAAUUUAACUAUGAA